GGAGAGCAGGAAACGAUAGACAACAAGAAGUGACUCCUGAGCCGACCGGGAGAGGGACGGCUCCUGUCGAGCUGGACUACCAAAGAAAACUGGAUUAAAAGCUUGCAUUCGGACGGAAACCUGGUUUAUUUGAUACGUUGGUAACCCAUGGACAAAUUGGCCGUGGAUACAUAUUUAUCAAGUGCGUUUCGAGCUCAAUCCAAGGAGUUUAAAGUUUACGCGAUCUCCUAGUUUUCUUUUUUGCCAGCCUGUGAUGUGGUGACGCGGCUCGUCGACGGGAAGCUAAGCUAACGUUAGCUGGCAAAAUACACCAGAGAAAAUGGGUUUUUAGAUAUUUUAGUUUUCUUCUGACUUCGUCUUCAUUUUUUUUCUUUCAUUUGACCCUUGAAGUUGGAUUAUAAACACUUUUUUAUAUAUAUAUAUAUGCUUUGCCUGGUAUUGUCUUGGACAGUAACAUUACACUUUUUAGUUGCAGUCCAAUGAGCUAUCGUAACCGGCUGUAGUGCCGAGCUAGCUCUGGACAUUUGAUUGCUAACGGUGGCUAGCUAUCUAGCUACAUCUGUUUCCACUUUUGUUCCUUGUAAGGAGUGUUGCCUAACUACACUUUUUUUUCCUUCCCUUGAACAAAGUAUAGAAAAUGUUAGGAUGAGUUAAUAAUUGUGUGUCUGUAUAUUAUAUGUGCAAACACUAAUAAUCAGUUUGACUCACUUAUCUUUGUGCAAUGCAGAAGUCACUACCGUUAGCGAAAUAGCUAGCUAGAGUUGUUGCCCUCUGAUGUGGGUCUGGCGGUGCGGCCUUUUGGAGUUAACUUGUUCGCCGUCGGGGACCUUUCAGUCUGGAUGGUUUUCAACAUUUCAUUGGAUUUAAUGUUUUGAAUGGCUUGGAUUAUUCAUACAAUUGUACCGUUGUAUUAGUUGAACGAACUGGCUAGAAGUUAAGUUGAAGAAAGCUCGGCAACAUAAAUAGAAAAGUGGACAUCCACAAAGGAAUUUCGUCUACUCUGCAAAGAUGAUGUGCGAGGUGAUGCCCACCAUCAGCGAGUCGGAGGGGCCUUCGGGUGGCCGGCGGGGGUCUGGCUCGCCUCUUCAUUCGGACUCGGAGGGGCACUUUGAAUCUCUGAUGGUUUCCAUGCUGGAGGAACGCGACCGGCUACUGGACACGCUGAGGGAGACCCAGGAGAACCUAGGCCUGACCCAGGGCAAGCUGCACGAGGUCAGCCACGAGAGGGACUCGCUGCAGAGGCAGCUUAACACCGCCCUGCCCCAGGAGUUUGCUGCGCUGACCAAGGAGGUGAAUGUGUGUCGAGAGCAUUUGAUGGAGAGGGAGGAGGAGAUCGCUGAGCUCAAGGCUGAGAGGAACAACACGCGGCUUCUCCUGGAGCAUCUGGAGUGUCUGGUGUCUCGUCAUGAACGCAGUCUGAGGAUGACGGUGGUGAAGAGGCAGGCCCAGUCUCCUGCCGGGGUCUCCAGCGAGGUAGAGGUCCUCAAGGCACUCAAGUCCCUGUUCGAACACCACAAAGCCCUAGACGAGAAGGUCAGGGAGAGACUGCGUGUGGCUUUAGAAAGAUGCAGCCAACUGGAAGAACAGCUCACAUCACAACACAAAGAGAUGUCUUACCUGAGAGAGCAGAACAUCCAGAAGAGGUCGCUAGGCGACGGAAUGGAAGGGCUCAACCACAACUCUGAGAACACUCCAAGCACAAACGGCAAGCGGUCGUCAGAUGGCUCUCUGAGCCAGGAGGAGGACCAGGGGAAGGUGGGGGAGCUGCAGGAGUUGGUGGCGAGACAGACGUCAGACCUGGGGCAGAUGAUGGAGCGCAUGGCGGCCAUGACGGGACGCAUCAGCGAGCUGGAGGAAGACCUGGACACGGCACGCAAGGACCUCAUCAAGAGUGAAGACGUGAACACACGCCUGCAGAGAGACAUACGAGAGUCUAUGGCCCAGAAGGAGGACAUAGAGGAGCGUAUCGUCACCCUGGAGAAGAGGUACUUGGCAGCGCAGCGAGAGGCCACCUCCGUACACGACCUCAACGACAAGCUGGAGAACGAAGUGGCCAACAAGGAGUCCCUGUUCCGACAGACUGAGGAGAGGAACAGGCAGCUGCAGGAGCGUUUAGAGCUGGCUGAGCAGAAGCUGCAGCAGACCAUCAGGAAGGCGGAGACUCUGCCCGAGGUGGAGGCAGAGCUAGCCCAGAGGGUGGCGGCCCUCACCAAGGCGGAGGAGCGUCAUGGCAACGUGGAGGAGAGGGUGAGGCAGAUGGAGGCUCAGCUGGAGGAGAAGAACCAGGAACUGCUCAGGGCGCGCCAGAGGGAGAAGAUGAACGAGGAGCACAACAGGCGUCUGUCGGAGACGGUGGACAAACUGCUGUCAGAGUCCAACGAGAGGCUACAGCUUCACCUCAAGGAGAGGAUGUCUGCCCUAGAGGACAAGAACGGCCUGAUCAGAGAUCUGGAGCACAGUAAGAAGCUGGUUGAGGAAACGCACCAUGAGAAGGAGCAGCUAUUGAUCCAGAUUGAGACGAUGCGGGCGGAGAACGAGCAAGGCAGGAACAGGAGCAACUCACUGCUGCACCAUGGGCGGUCUCACCAAGGCAGCACCCCAGACUUCCGGUACCCGGUGUCGGCCUCCUCCAUGAUGGACAGCCACUCGGACCACUACGGCAGCGCGCUGGUGCUGAGGCGGCCCCAGAAGGGGCGCCUCGCCGCGCUACGGGACGAACCCUCCAAGAGACAUGUCCAGACUCUGAAUGAACAGGAGUGGGAGCGCGUGCAGCAGGCUAAUGUUCUGGCCAACGUUGCUCAGGCGUUUGAGUCUGACCUGGAGACGUCAGACCUGGAGGACGAUGAGCGCGAGACCAUCUUCAGCUCCGUGGACCUGCUGUCCCCUGCCGGCCAGGCAGACGCUCAGACCCUGGCCCUCAUGCUGCAGGAGCAGCUGGACGCCAUCAACAACGAGAUCAGGAUGAUUCAGGAGGAGAAGGAGAACACAGCCAUGCUGGCAGAGGAGAUGGAGAGCCGUGUGGGCAGCGGGGACAGCCUGGGGGCCAGCCGCUUCCGCUCCAUGAGCUCCAUCCCCCCCUCCUCCAUGGGGGGCUCGUCGCCCCCCGGCUCAGGCUCCUCCACCCCGCGACGCAUCCCCAACCGCAGCCCCAACAGAGAGGUGGACCGCAUGGGAGUCAUGACCCUGCCUAGUGACCUGCGCAAGCACCGCAGGAAGUCUGCCCAGGACGACAAGACCACAAUCCAGUGUGAGACGUCUCCUCCCACCACCCCGCGCUCCAUGCGCCUGCACAAGGGGGCCAGCCACACUGCCAGCCAUGAGGACAUCAGGGACAUCCGCAGUAUGACCACCCUACAGGACGGCCAGGGUAGUAACCCCAGCAGCAGUAACAGCAGUCAGGACUCUCUGAACAAGGCAGCCAAGAAGAAGAGUAUCAAGUCCUCCAUCGGGCGCCUCUUCGGCAAGAAGGAGAAGGGUCGACCAGGCCCCCCAGGGAGCAAGGAGCCCCCUGGCAGCCAAGGUCAGUCCCCUGGCAGCCAAGGUCAGUCCCCUGGCAGCCAAGGUCAGUCCCCUGGCAGCCAAGCUGGUACCCCCGAGGCAGAGACCUCUCCCCAGGAUGCACUGGGGCUGGGCAAACUAGGCGGCCCCGCUGAGAAGAACAGGAAACUGCAGAAGAAUCCAACGACAGGGCAUGAGUUGCUGGAGGAGGCUCGCAGGCAGAGUCUUCCAUUCGCCCAGUGGGACGGCCCUACUGUAGUGGUCUGGCUGGAGCUGUGGGUGGGUAUGCCAGCCUGGUACGUGGCGGCGUGUCGUGCCAACGUGAAGAGCGGUGCCAUCAUGUCUGCCCUGUCGGACACAGAGAUCCAGAGGGAGAUUGGCAUCAGUAACCCCCUGCACCGCCUCAAACUGAGACUGGCCAUCCAGGAGAUCAUGUCUCUCACCUCCCCCUCUGCCCCCCCGACCUCCAGAACCUCCACGGGGAACGUGUGGGUCACGCACGAAGAGUUGGAGUGCCUUGCGGCCACGCCCUCCACGGAGGAUGACGAGGGCAGCUGGGCCCAGACGCUGGCAUAUGGAGACAUGAACCAUGAGUGGAUUGGUAACGAGUGGCUGCCCAGCCUGGGUCUGCCCCAGUACCGGUCCUACUUCAUGGAGUCCCUGGUAGACGCACGCAUGCUGGACCACCUCACCAAGAAGGACAUGAGGGGACAGCUUAAAAUGGUAGACAGUUUCCACAGGAACAGUUUCCAGUGUGGGGUGAUGUGUCUGAGGAGACUGAACUACGACAGGAAGGAGCUGGAGAGGAGGCGUGACGAGACCCAGCUGGAGCUGCAAGGUAACAGCUGGGAUAACGACGUGCUGGUGUGGAGCAACGAGCGUGUGAUCAGCUGGGUGCAGGCCAUGGGGCUGAAGGAGUACAGUAACAACCUGCUGGAGAGUGGCGUGCACGGAGCCCUGCUGGCCCUGGAUGAAACCUUCGACCACAACGCCCUUGCCCUGCUGCUACAGAUCCCCACGCAGAACACACAGGCGAGAGCUGCUCUGGAGAGUGAGUACAACAGUCUACUGGCCAUCGGUACAGAGAGGAGACUGGAUGAGAAUCUCUUCUUGGAGGACGAUAACAACUUCCGCCGCGCCCCCUCCUGGAGGAAGAAGUUCCGGCCCAAAGACGCACGGGGGAUGUCCCCGGGCUCAGCCGACACCCUGCCCGCCAACUUCAGACUGACCAAUAGCAACGCAGUGUCCCCCUCCACGCAGCCGAAAAGGAGCCACAUGGACGGGAGUCAGUCUGCAAUACAGAGGCUGGACACUGCCACAGUCAGGACAUACUCCUGCUAACACAUUGAUCCUCAUUAUUUCUAUAGGUGACUGCUGGUUGGAGGAUGAGGGGUGAGUCCCCCCCCCCCCCCCCCCCCCCCCCCACAUCAGGAGCAGCUGCUGACCCUGCAAGGACACAGAGUUGUAUUGUUAUCACAGCGAUAAAAGGAGUAGCAACCACAUCACCAAUCUCUGUACUAGAGGGCCCGUGUCCUAGAUGUAUCAUCUUUAUUGUUCUAUUUAUGUUAGCCAGCUGGUGGGACAUGAUUUUAGAUUUGUUAUGUAUCUAUCUGUUACUUCUCCCACCUAAAGGGAAAUAUCCCUAUUUUCUAAAAAACUGUUCCAACUGUGUCCUUAUCAAGGUUAACUCUCAGAAUGUUUUAGAUGGUCUGGAGUUUGUAUAUUUUUUCAACAGACAUUAUCUAAUCAUUUUAUAUAUAUAUAUAUAUAUAUAUAUUCCUGAUCUUGUAUUGACCAGAUGUGUUUUUAUUUCUCUGUCCUCUGUUGUUUUUAAUCAUUGAACUGAUGAUCAAGUGACUUUAAUAAGUGACUUUCUAUCUGAAUUGGACCCCAUUUCCCUUCGACCCCCAGCCUGUUAUCUUCAAGCGUAUCCAUGGUGAUUAUUUGUAAAUGCAGCUCUUAUAGGACAAUGAGAAUAUGUGAAUAUCAGAAAUAUUGCUGGAGUUCUGACUGACAUUGUUUCACCAACUGCUACAACGCUGUGGUCGCUAAGCACCGGGCGGACCGUAACCACAACAAGGCCCUAGGUAACUGUGACGACAGGUGACACGUGAAACAACUCUUUGUUUUUUUCCCUGUGAAACCAAACCUGUAGAAAGACUGAAACAAAAGCCAUAAACAGUAGUGAAGACCAGGGCUGUUUUCAGAUGCAUCGCUUGGUAAGAGACCGUUCCACUGUGUAGGAUCUCCCAUUCUCCAGUCAACCUCGCAUGCCCAAACUCUCCAUUCCUCUUUUCCUCCUUCUCCUCAUCCCUCUCUUUUCCCUGCCUUCUCCUGGAGCACGCUAACGGGAGGCCAGGCGUGCGUGAAACUCAACUCGCUUGUACCUGAGCCGACAGCGUGGCGGCUCUACUAUCGACGGACCAAGUCCACUGUGGCCUAAACUGAUCCCAGCGACUAGCUACUCACCCGAGGUGGGGCGAUCUACCCACAAACCUUUAACCAACUCUUUAUACUACGGACACUUCUAAUCAAGCCCGAGGGGGGUUUUUCUUACCUUAUUUCUCUGGCUGUCUUAUUUAUUCGUCAUCUCCGUCGUCGUGUUUGUUGCUUUCUCAGUUUGAUUUUUAAGAGUUGCCAUUUUUUUUAAAGCUGUUUCUGAGUGUUUUAACACAGGUUGCUGUGGCAAUACUUUUUCAAGACAGAUAAUAUCACGGAGGCAAAGACUUCCUGUCCACCCUGCAUUAGUUAUGUUAUUCCCUUUGUGAUUUAGUCAUUUUAUAAUACACAAUGCAAAUGCUGAUAUUAUUAUUAUUUUUUAAUCUUCAGUUUUCCCCAUUUUAUUCUCCUGCUCUGGUAACAAAAUGAUGUACAGUCUGAGUACUUAACUAUUUUAUCACAGUAUUAUUUAUGGAUUUACUUUCAAUAAAAUACUGAAACUUAUUUUCCACUGCCAAUAAAAAGCUGAGGUCUUUGUGUUUUCAAUGCAUCUCUUGCCUUUACAGUCGUUAAGACCAGGAACACCUUCCAGUGACUUGCCUUAACACGUGGUUCUUAACACGACUGUAAAGACCAGAAACACCUUCCAGUGACUUGCCUUAACACGUGGUUCUUAACACGACUGUAAAGACCAGAAACACCUUCCAGUGACUUGCCUUAACACGUGGUUCUUAACACGACUGUAAAGACCAGAAACACCUUCCAGUGACUCGGUUGGGGUUUAACACGUGGUUCUUAACACGACUGUAAAGACCAGGAACACCUUCCAGUGACUCGGUUGGGGCUUGUACAGUUGUACACCACUGUCUGUCCUGACGAGGGUUCCCCCUGCUAACUUUGAUUACACAUGAUGACGAGGGUCCCCCUGCUAACUUUGAUUACGAGGUUUCCCCUGCUAACUUUGAUUACGCAUGAUGACGAGGGUUUCCCCUGCUAACUUUGAUUACACAUGAUGACGAGGGUCCCCCUGCUAACUUUGAUUACGAGGGUUCCCCUGCUAACUUUGAUUACACAUGAUGACGAGGGUUCCCCUGCUAACUUUGAUUACGCAUGAGGACGAGGGUUUCCCCUGCUAACUUUGAUUACACAUGAUGACGAGGGUCCCCCUGCUAACUUUGAUUACGAGGGUUCCCCUGCUAACUUUGAUUACACAUGAUGAUGAGGGUUCCCCUGCUAACUUUGAUUACACAUGAUGACGAGGGUUCCCCUGCUAACUUUGAUUACACAUGAUGACGAGGGUCCCCCUGCUAACUUUGAUUACGAGGGUUCCCCUGCUAACUUUGAUUACACAUGAUGACGAGGGUCCCCCUGCUAACUUUGAUUACGAGGGUUCCCCUGCUAACUUUGAUUACACAUGAUGACGAGGGUUCCCCUGCUAACUUUGAUUACACAUGAUGACGAGGGUUCCCCUACUAACUUUGAUUACGCAUGAUGACGAGGGUUCCCCUGCUAACUUUGUUUACGCAUGAUGACGAGGGUUCCCCUGCUAACUUUGAUUAGACAUGAUGACGAGGGUUCCCCUGCUAACUUUGAUUACGAGGGUUCCCCUGUUAACUUUGAUUACACAUGAUGACGAGGGUUCCCCUGCUAACUUUGAUUACACAUGAUGACGAGGGUUCCCCUGCUAACUUUGUUUACACAUGAUGACCAGGGUUCCCCUGCUAACUUUGAUUAGACAUGAUGACCAGGGUUCCCCUGCUAACUUUGAUUAGACAUGAUGACGAGGGUUCCCCUGCUAACUUUGAUUAGACAUGAUGACGAGGGUUCCCCUGCUAACUUUGAUUAGACAUGAUGACGAGGGUUCCCCUGCUAACUUUGAUUAGACAUGAUGACGAGGGUUCCCCUGCUAACUUUGAUUACACAUGAUGACGAGGGUUCCCCUGCUAACUUUGAUUACACAUGAUGACGAGGGUUCCCCUGCUAACUUUGAUUACACAUGAUGACGAGGGUUCCCCUGCUAACUUUGAUUACACAUGAUGGCGAGGGUUCCCCUGCUAACUUUGAUUACACAUGAUGACGAGGGUUCCCCUGCUAACUUUGAUUACACAUGAUGACGAGGGUUCCCCUGCUAACUUUGAUUACACAUGAUGACGAGGGUUCCCCUGCUAACUUUGAUUAGACAUGAUGACGAGGGUUCCCCUGCUAACUUUGAUUAGACAUGAUGACGAGGGUUCCCCUGCUAACUUUGUUUACACAUGAAGGGGAGGAAAAUACAGAAACACUGUCAUUUUGUUCACAGGGUUGACAUUUUCUGGUAACUUUACUUAAAUGUCCCAUGUUUCCUCCAGAAAUCCUGGUUGGACGAUUCCAGAUUUCUUGUUUAUUUCUGGAAAUUUGAGGCAAGUUACUGGGAUUUCACAACCCUGGUCGCUCAGCUGGCGUUUGGCAAUGCUUUGGAUUCAGCGUUGUCAACUUUUUAUUUGGAAAUUAUAUUUGUCAAAGGGGUUGCAAGAAAAUGUAGAUUUUUUUUGUGAGCCGUGUGUUUGCGAGUGACCGAUGAUCUUUAUAAUUGCAAUGAGCUGUCAUCAAGAUCUCUUUCUGUGGUUAAAGAGGCCAUCUAGUGGCAAAUUAUGUGGUCAUAACCUUUCAAUACAGCCUAAAAUAGCCAUUUCACUUCAUCCCCAUUGUUUCAAAUCAAUUGCUCUAUGAAACAACUGCAUUGUUUUAUGGUGUAAAAAUGUAAAUAUUUUUCCUCUUCAGUUCUCUGUACCAGUUUGGCACCUAUAGUUAUUGUUUCGGCUAAACCUACUGAACAAUUCAUGACUCCUUCAAUUCUGUUCCAAACCUAGCGGGAAGAAUGUCUGAGCCGUUGCAUGGUGCUUCAAUUGUAAAAGACAAGAUGACAUGAUUUCACAAAUAACGAGCAUCUUCUGGUGUGACUGAUAAUGGGUCUUUAUUUUAUUGUUUUAUUCCAGUGUCAUUUGAUUUUCAAGAUGCAGAGUAAUGUAUAUGAACACUUUAUUAACAUGGACUAGCUAUCGUUUGGUUUUAAAAUGUGUCCGGUGUCCAGAUUUGUAUCUGUUGCAAUAUGUAUAUAAAAGAGAUGAACUGUAAUAAAACAAAUACAGGUA
Molecule: messenger RNA, 9068 nt
Organism: Oncorhynchus kisutch (coho salmon)
Lineage: Eukaryota; Metazoa; Chordata; Actinopteri; Salmoniformes; Salmonidae
Product: liprin-alpha-1
Exons: 34
Coding region: 1009-4839 (1276 amino acids)
Biological process (GO): synapse organization
Cellular component (GO): presynaptic active zone
Molecular function (GO): protein binding
Source: RefSeq, a predicted model, not a curated record